Brassica oleracea var. oleracea is the source of this 348-nucleotide messenger RNA. The record is from the annotation of a RefSeq genome assembly. Lineage: Eukaryota; Viridiplantae; Streptophyta; Magnoliopsida; Brassicales; Brassicaceae.
AUGGGAUAUAAUAGAAAAACGGAUAAUAUCCAAAGUUCUUGGUACUUUGUUUGCUUAAGACCCCUCAUUAGCAUAGCAGGAGGUCUUUGUAAGAAAGCGGAUUCUUAUGACUUACCCUGCUUCACCCUCCCUUCAUGCACUGGGAAAGCCCUCCUUUACUAUUGCUUCUUUUUCUUUUCUUUCUAUAAAAUGUUCCUCAAUAGCACUGAUUCUUCAUAUAUUUUUGUCAAAGCAAUUGGGUUCACAAAGCAUUAUUUUCUCGGUCCAUUUUCCACCUCUUUCUUUUGUCGAACCAUGCUAAGCAAAGAUGCACGGUUCCAGUCUUCUUUCCCUCCCCGUGUCCACUAG